This is a messenger RNA of Mus musculus (house mouse), 924 nucleotides long. RefSeq names its product olfactory receptor family 5 subfamily B member 101 (gene Or5b101). Gene Ontology annotation, molecular function: olfactory receptor activity; G protein-coupled receptor activity. Gene Ontology annotation, cellular component: plasma membrane; membrane. The transcript has a single exon. Gene Ontology annotation, biological process: G protein-coupled receptor signaling pathway; signal transduction; detection of chemical stimulus involved in sensory perception of smell. The record is from RefSeq and is marked provisional. NCBI's taxonomy places the organism in Eukaryota, Metazoa, Chordata, Mammalia, Rodentia, Muridae. The coding region runs from base 1 to 924 and encodes 307 amino acids.
AUGGAGAACAGAACAGAAGUGAGAUGCUUCAUCCUGGUGGGACUCACCAAUGACCCAAGCCUGCAGCUUCCACUCUCUAUCACGUUCCUCCUCAUCUAUAUCAUCACCCUUAUAGGAAAUCUUGGGCUGAUCUUGAUGAUUCUCUUGGAUUCUCGGCUCCACACUCCCAUGUACAUUUUCCUAGGUAACCUGUCUUUAGUGGACUUUUGUUAUUCUUCAACAGUAACUCCAAAGGUCAUAGCUGGAUUCCUUACAGGAGACAAGAUCAUGUCUUACAAUGCUUGUGCCUCUCAGAUGUUCUUUUUUGCAAACUUUGGAGAUGUGGAAAACUACCUUUUAGCCUCAAUGGCCUAUGAUCGUUAUGUAGCAGUGUGUAAGCCCCUACAUUAUGCUACCACCAUGACAACACACAUGUGUGCAUCUUUAGUCAUUGGCUGUUAUAUCUGUGGUUUCCUCAGUGCUUCCAUCUAUACUAUGGAUGCAUUAAGUCUCUCCUUCUGUGAAUCUAAUGUGAUCCAUCAUUUCUUCUGUGAUGUCCUUGCAGUAAUGAUUGUAUCUUGUUCUGAUAGCCAUGUUAAUGAACUGAUUCUUAUUUAUGUAGUCAGCUUCAAUAUGUUUUUUGCCCUUAUAAUCAUCUUAAUAUCCUACAUGUUCAUUUUCACCAACAUACUGAAGAUCCACUCAUCUGCAGGAUAUCACAAAGCUGUUUCCACAUGUGCCUCGCACUUCACAGCAGUCUCUAUUUUCUAUGGGACUAUCAUAUUCAUGUACUUGCAGCCUAGCUCCAGUCACACCAUGGACACUGACAAAAUUGCAUCUGUGUUCUACACCAUGGUCAUCUGCAUGUUGAACCCUCUGGUUUACAGCCUGAGGAGCAAGGAUGUGAAAAGCGCAUUCACAAAAAUUGUAUUGAGGUCAAAAUGA